Schistosoma margrebowiei is the source of this 1560-nucleotide messenger RNA. Lineage: Eukaryota; Metazoa; Platyhelminthes; Trematoda; Strigeidida; Schistosomatidae. The record is from the annotation of a GenBank genome assembly.
AUGAAUGUUGUUAAGAUAAAUGGCGUGAAGGUUUACAAUCUAACAGCGAAUCGUUCCCUUCCAGAAUGGGCUUCGAAGUCUGAAAAGCGUAAAAGGAAGUCAGAUAUGGAAUUAAGUCGGCGCAUUGAACUUAUUCAGGAAUUAGAAAUGCCCGAUUCAACCACUUAUUUAACUUGCUCACCAGAUGGUCAGUACUUGUUCGCUCUAGGACGUUAUAAACCUAGAGUCAAAUGUUACGAACUGUCAAAUCUUUCAAUGAAGUUUGAUCGAUGUCUUGACUGUAUGCCAUAUAAAAUGGUGUGCCUUAGUGACAACUACUCCAAGUUUGCCUUACUGGAGGAAGAAAGAUGGGUUGAAAUUCAUGCUGCUGGGGGACACCACUUCAAGUUUAGAGUUCCGAAACAAGGUGUGGAUUUGGAUUAUUGUCCUUACACGUGUGAUCUUUUUGUUGCCUCAUCUCGCAAUCAUAUAUACCGAAUGGAUUUGUCCGAAGGUCGUUUCAAAACAUCUCUAGUCUCCCAACGUUUAGAAAACUCUAGUCAUGGAUUAACGGUAUGUAGCUUUGAGAGAAAUUAUGGUUUGUUACUUGGUGCGUCGACAAUAGGGUGUGUUGAUGGUUGGGAUACUAGAACUUCUGAGCAUGUAUUUGGUCUGAACGUAUGUGAAUACGCGCCUGCACCAGAAGAUAUCCAGAAUAAAUGGCGAUCAACUGCUGUAACUUGCCUGUCAUUUAAAGACUCGCUCAACGUCGCAGUAGGCAUGGGAGACGGGAUGGUAUACAUAUACGACCUUCGUCAAAAUCGUAAGCCAUGGCACGUCCGGGACACAGAAUACAGGGAGCCUAUCAAAUCCAUUCAUUUUCAUGAUGACAAAGUGUUAGCAGCCCUGCGCUACUGCUGUAAGAUAUGGUCAGUGGAUACUGGCAAGAUAUUUGUUGGUUUCAAUAUUGGUCCUUCAGAUUGUAAUUCUAUGUAUCACUUUCCUAACAGUGGAUUACUCAUGUUUGCAUCAGAGUCUCCCAAGAUUUCUACCUACUUUAUUCCACUGCUUGGAGAGGCACCUUUCUGGUGCAGUUAUUUAGACAGUCUUGUGGUCGAAUGCGAACCAGAUGUUACAACUAUGUAUGACGGUUAUAAAUUCAUCACUCGUCAACAGUUAGCAGAUUUGGGAAUGUCAGAGCUCAUUGGAACUCAAUUUCUGAGAGCUUACAUGCAUGGAUAUUUCAUUUCUGCAAAUCUGUACAACAAAAUACAAGAUCAUCUAGGGAUUAAUCAGAAAUCCCUUAUCCAAACAGUCAAGCUUAACUAUCCUGACAAUGUACCUAAAGCCUCACGUUCUGAAAAUAUAAUUGCAGAGUUUAACGAAGCCUCAGCCGACCAGCGCUUUUCCAAACUCUCAGAUAAUCCUAAGCUUACAUACAGUACUGUGGAUGGCGAUUCAGAUCUCAUACAAAUUCAUCAAGCAAGAUUGGAAAAGAAGCGCAAGCGUAAAGAACUGCGAAAAGAACGAGCUGCUCGAACACAGGCUUUGGUUAAUAAAGCCUCUGAUGUGCAUGUAUAA